AUGUCUCCCCACGUCAUUGCCCUGACACUCUACGUUUUUAUUGCAGCCGACGGCGUGGCGUCGCAGGGCUGCAAUGCGACGAUGGCGGAGACGUGCGUGGUCGAGAUGGAACUCGUCCUCAACCAGGUGAUAGAGUCGGCGACGGCCAACAAUCGCGGACAGACGCUGGAAAACCUCUGUCUAAACACGAUCAAGGGGAACAACUUAACGCAGUGCUAUAUUGACGCGACAGCGGGCUGUGGACAAGAUGGGACCAACCCGCCCACACGAACCUUGCAGCGCUGGGAACGAGUCAUGCAAGACAUCUACAAACUCUGUGAUGGCGCAUGUCCCAGUUUCCUGGAACGAACUAUCAACAUCACACAAUGCACCAGCCUAAUUCGAUUUGACGCUCUAUAUGAUUCCUCUUUUGGCAACUUCUGCACUUCUCUGAACGAAAGUCUGGAAUGUGCAUCUCUGGUGACAAGCGACUGCCCUAUGUUUGGAAGACUUUUCUAUGAUCUACUACCCCAGGGCGUAGACACGACAGCCAACACGAUAUGCACUAAAGGAUGUGAAAAUUUUGAUGAAGCGAUGUCGAUCCUAGACACAUGUAAACAACACGUGAUGAAUCUGCCAGAAGACUUGGAUACAGCUUGCAAAUCCUAUCUCCAAUUCAAACUGUGCCUGGCUUCAUCCAACGUGCCCGUUACCUGUCCGAUGUUCGAAGCACUCCUCAAAGUGUUAUAUCCCCAGCAUAUCUUUGGUCUCUACGAACAACAGUGUAACAGAACAGACUCACCACUGGAAGGCAAAUGUGGAUCUAAGGGUCAAGCUCGAAUCCAGCACUGUGUCCGCGUUUUAGCCCUUGCCUGGCCAAUGACAGUCGUGAAUCCAGAUAUUUCAACCCAGCAAUGCAGGGAUUACGAAAUAGGACUCAGAUGUCUUGACAACGCAGGUUUCCACAAAUGCAGUAAACUACGUGGUUAUUUCCGGAACUUGACGGUAAAUCGCCGGGAGCACAUGGACAUUUUACAAGAUCACUGCGCAGAGUACCUCACGCAACAGAGACAGAGAAACAACGAAUCUGCAGAAUCUUCGGCUCAAGGACUCAUCAUGUCCACAGUUCUGAUGGCCUGGGCAGUGUUUACGAUCCUCACAAGCGUCAAGCAGAUCUCCACUCGUUGUUUGUGA
This is a messenger RNA of Gigantopelta aegis, 1173 nucleotides long. RefSeq lists its product as uncharacterized. Lineage: Eukaryota; Metazoa; Mollusca; Gastropoda; Neomphalida; Peltospiridae. The transcript is spliced from 9 exons. The record is from RefSeq and is a predicted model, not a curated record. The coding region runs from base 1 to 1173 and encodes 390 amino acids.